GGGAAAAUCAUAAGUGAUCUCAUGUGAAAGCGUCCACGCAUUUCAGAAUCGAGAGAAAACAGAGAGAGAGAGGGAGAGAGAGAAUGGAAUUGGAAGCAGUGAAGAAAUACCUGGAGAAAGGAGGAGACAAGAGCGCAUCAAUCGAUGGACUGCCUGCCAAAUUCUUCGAACGCUUCACCAUGGAAGGCGUUCGUGUCGAUCUCAUCGAACCCGGCCGUCUCAUUUGCUCCUUUAAGGUCCCCACUCGUUUAGUGAACACCGGUAAUUUUUUACAUGGUGGAGCAACGGCAACGCUGGUGGACUUAGUGGGGUCAGCUGUGAUAUUCACUGUUGGAACUCCAGUAACCGGAGUUUCGGUGGAGAUCAAUGUUUCAUACUUGGAUGCUGCUUAUGUUGAUGAGGAAAUUGAGGUUGAGGCUAGGGCUUUACGUGUUGGGAAGGCAGUUGGAGUUGUCAGCGUCGAGUUGAGGAAGAAGAAGACUGGCAAAAUAAUUGCCCAGGGGCGUCAUACUAAGUACCUUCAUGUCGCUAAUGGAUCUCAUUAGAAGUUGCAUGGAUUUUUUGGAAGUAGGUACUUGAAGCAUGAAGAGGCUGAGUACAAUGUUUGGAAAUUAGUUAGAACUGCGAGCAUACAAUAACACAUGAUUUGAUUUGUAUUAGCAAAUAAGGACUACAAAUUCUGUGGAUGAUCAGGCCAAGCCAAUUGAGAGGGAUUGAAUAUUCCACCCA
Molecule: messenger RNA, 729 nt
Organism: Corylus avellana
Lineage: Eukaryota; Viridiplantae; Streptophyta; Magnoliopsida; Fagales; Betulaceae
Product: Thioesterase superfamily protein
Molecular function (GO): fatty acyl-CoA hydrolase activity
Source: RefSeq, a predicted model, not a curated record